AUGCCUUCGCCCAAGAAUGGCAGGGCUUCCCAGGAACCUGUUUCCGUCAAACUGGACAUUGUGUCUUCUCCUGAAAAUACCAAGAACCAGCAGAGCAAGGUUUCCAGCUUCGUUGAAGGAAGUCCUUCAGAGUUGACAGAUUCGGAGAACACCAAACGCAUAACAGGAUUCCAGGCCUUGGUUCACCUGGUGAAAAGUAACAUGGGCACAGGAAUCCUGGGGCUCCCCCUGGCCAUAAAGAACGCAGGCAUUUUGUUGGGCCCUCUCAGCUUGCUGGCAAUCGGCUUGGUGGCUUGCCACUGCAUGCAAAUCCUGGUGAAGUGUGCCCGCCACUUCUGCCACAGGCAUAACAAGCCCUUCAUGGACUAUGGGGACACAGUGAUGCAUGGACUAGAAUCCAGUCCUAGCUCCUGGCUCCGGAACCAUGCCCGCUGGGGAAGGCACACUGUGAUCCUCUUCCUUUUAGUCACCCAGCUGGGUUUCUGCUGUGCAUACAUUGUGUUCCUGGCUGAUAAUUUAAAGCAGGUUGUGGAAGCCAUUAAUGGUACAACCAACAACUGCUCUGAUGAUGAGACUGUGAUGCUGACACCUACCAUGGAUUCUCGGCUCUACAUGCUCGCCUUCUUGCCCUUCCUGUUACUUCUGGUUGUCAUCCGGAAUCUCAGGGUCCUGACUGUCUUCUCCUUGUUGGCCAAUGUCAGCAUGUUCGUCAGUCUGAUCAUCAUUGCCCAGUUCAUUGCCCAGGAAAUUCCGGACCCCAGAAGGUUGCCACUGAUAGCAAGUUGGAAUACCUACCCUCUCUUUUUUGGAACUGCCAUUUUUUCCUUUGAAAGCAUUGGUGUGGUUCUGCCUUUGGAGAACAGUAUGAGGGAUUCCCGUCGCUUCCCAGGCAUCAUGUAUUUGGGAAUGGCCAUCAUCAUUGCUCUCUACAUUGUCAUUGGCUCUCUGGGGUACCUGCAGUUUGGAGAUAACAUCAAGGCCAGCAUCACCCUCAACCUCCCCAACUGCUGGUUGUACCAGUCGGUCAAGCUCCUCUACAUCAUUGGCAUCCUGUGCUCGUACUCCCUGCAGUUCUACGUCCCUGCAGAAAUCAUCAUGCCCCUCCUCCUUUCCCGCAUACCUAAGCGCUGGGCGCUGGUUCUGGACUUGUCCAUCCGCUUCAUGAUUGUCUGCCUGACGUGUUCCGUGGCCAUCCUCAUUCCCCGCUUGGACCUCGUCCUCUCCCUGGUGGGCUCUGUCAGUGGCAGCGCGCUCGCCCUUAUCAUCCCGCCCCUCCUGGAGAUCAUCACCUACUACUCAGAAGGCAUGAGCCCCUUCAUCAUCGCCAAGAACGCCCUCAUCAGCAUGCUGGGCUUUGUGGGCUUUGUGGUGGGGACCUACCAAGCCCUCAAUGAGUUGAUCCAGCCAAGAACUCUCACAUUCCCUAACUCUACCACAUUGGUUCGAUAA
Messenger RNA from Elephantulus edwardii (Cape elephant shrew), 1449 nucleotides. RefSeq names its product solute carrier family 36 (proton/amino acid symporter), member 2 (gene SLC36A2). Lineage: Eukaryota; Metazoa; Chordata; Mammalia; Macroscelidea; Macroscelididae. The transcript is spliced from 10 exons. The coding region runs from base 1 to 1449 and encodes 482 amino acids. The record is from RefSeq and is a predicted model, not a curated record. Gene Ontology annotation, molecular function: glycine transmembrane transporter activity; L-alanine transmembrane transporter activity; amino acid:proton symporter activity. Gene Ontology annotation, biological process: proton transmembrane transport; L-alanine transport; proline transmembrane transport. Gene Ontology annotation, cellular component: vacuolar membrane.